Molecule: messenger RNA, 1542 nt
Organism: Saccharomycodes ludwigii
Lineage: Eukaryota; Fungi; Ascomycota; Saccharomycetes; Saccharomycodales; Saccharomycodaceae
Gene: MEP2
Product: ammonium permease MEP2
Exons: 1
Coding region: 1-1542 (513 amino acids)
Biological process (GO): ammonium transmembrane transport
Cellular component (GO): plasma membrane
Molecular function (GO): ammonium channel activity
Source: RefSeq, a predicted model, not a curated record
AUGUCUGUAAACUUAACAGGUAUUCCAACUGGUUACGGAACCGGUGGUAAUUCUCUAACAACCGAUUUAAAUUCUCAAUAUGAUAAAGCUGAUAUGGUAUGGAUUGCUGUAUCUUCAUGUUUGGUGUGGCUUAUGGUCCCUGGGAUUGGUUUAUUAUACUCAGGUUUAGCUCGUAAGAAGCAUGCGUUGUCUUUAUUGUGGGCCUCUUUAAUGGCCUGUUGUGUUGUUUCCUUUCAAUGGUAUUGGUGGGGGUACUCAUUAGCCUUUGCUCAUAAUGUUAGGGGGAAGGGAUUUAUUGGUACUUUGGAAUUUUUCGGUUUUAAAAAUGUUCUUGGUGCUCCAAGUUCUGUUUCUUCUUUACCAGAUAUUUUGUUCUCCUUCUACCAAAUGAUGUUUGCUAUUGUGACAGGUAUGUUGAUGGUCGGUGGUGCUUGUGAGCGUGCCCGUCUAUUUCCAAUGAUGGUUUUUCUAUUUUUAUGGAUCACCAUCGUUUAUUGUCCAAUUGCUUGCUGGACCUGGAAUGCCAACGGGUGGUUGGUAGUUUUGGGAAGUAUUGAUUAUGCAGGUGGCACAGUUGUUCAUAUUUCGUCUGCACAUGCAGCUUUGAUUUAUGCUUUGAUUUUGGGUAAACGUAACGAUCCAUUAACUAAAAAGGGAGUUCCAAAAUAUAAACCACAUUCUGUCACUAGUGUUGUUUUGGGUACUGUUUUCAUUUGGUUUGCUUGGUUUGGUUUCAACGGUGGUAGUGCUGGUAAUGCAACUAUCAGAGCUUGGUACUCUUUAGUAAAUACUAAUCUAUGUGCUGCCGUCAGUGGUAUAACCUGGAUGAUUGUUGACUGGUUCAGAUGUGGUCGUAAAUGGACAACUGUUGGAAUUUGCUGUGGUGUGGUUACAGGUUUAGUUGUUAUUACUCCGAUGGCCGGUUUCGUUCCGCUAUGGGCUGCUGUUAUUGGGGGUGUUGUUGGUGCGAUAGCUUGUAAUUUUGCCGUUGAUCUAAAACAAGUCUUGGGUAUUGAUGAUGGGUUGGAUGUCUGGGCCAUGCAUGGUGUUGGUGGUUCCAUCGGCAAUGUUUUAACUGGUAUUUUUGCUGCCGAUUAUAUUAAUAUGACUGCUGGUGACGAAUCUAGUCCAAUCCCAGGUGGUUGGAUCAACCAUCACUAUAAACAAGUUGGUUAUCAAUUAGCCUCUUUAUGUGCCGUUAUUGCAUGGGAUUGUACUAUUACUGCUAUAUUGCUAUUGACUAUGGACAGAAUUCCAUUUUUGAAAUUGAGAUUAUCACCAGAAGAGGAAGAAAUAGGUACUGAUGCCGCUCAAAUCGGUGAAUUUACUUAUGAAGAUGCUAGUUAUAUUCCUGAGCCAGUUAGAUCUAAAUCAGUUAUGGAGAUGCCAGAGCCCCACAAUGCCAUUGAUGAUCAAAUAGAUGGUUCAAGUGUUAAUGGCGCUAGCACUAGCGAUGGAGGUGCUCAAAGAGACACUGCUUCUAAUGAAAAACAAGAAAAAGGUGAUAUAGAUGAUGAAGAUAUUAAGCCAGUUGUCAACUAA